AUGCCUUAUUUAGCUCUUUCAUAUUGCUGGGGCGAUCCGAAGAAAACAGUACCUAUAUAUCUUAACAACAAGCUCGUUCACGUGACCGAGAACUUAUCAUCAGCGCUUCAGAAUUUCGAGCAGCGUGAUGUAGCGCUCAGAAUCUGGAUUGAUGCGAUAUGUAUCAAUCAGAAAAAUGAGCAUGAGAAAAGCCAGCAAGUUGGCUUGAUGGCUGAGAUAUACCACAAGGCUUCCGAAGUUAUCGUUUGGUUAGGGGACGGUGACGAGAAUUCUCCGAGAGCGCUUGAAAUUUUAAAGGAAAUUGGGGCCUCAGCCUUGCAGCUCGACGCAUUGCUUUUCGAUAUACAGUUGACGCAAAGGCUACUACUCAGACCUUGGUUUCGUCGGGUUUGGGUU
This is a messenger RNA of Bipolaris maydis ATCC 48331, 396 nucleotides long. The record is from RefSeq and is a predicted model, not a curated record. Lineage: Eukaryota; Fungi; Ascomycota; Dothideomycetes; Pleosporales; Pleosporaceae.